Messenger RNA from Trematosphaeria pertusa, 651 nucleotides. RefSeq lists its product as uncharacterized. The transcript has a single exon. The record is from RefSeq and is a predicted model, not a curated record. The annotation marks the transcript as partial. NCBI's taxonomy places the organism in Eukaryota, Fungi, Ascomycota, Dothideomycetes, Pleosporales, Trematosphaeriaceae.
GUCGUCGUUGGCGCCUCACCUGCAAAACAACGAAUAUGGCACCUCCCCGUGUCUCUCCUCCGCCAGCAUUCCAAAUUUCUGCGCUCCGCCUGCGACGACCCCGAUCAGACUGAAGUCCUUCUCACCGACAUCGAACCAUCCGCCUUCCAAAACUUCCUCGACUACGCACACUCCAAUAUUUACAGUCUAAACAAGGGCGCCUCCGGCUACCACACCAUCCUACACAACGCUCAAGCCUGGAUACUUGGCCACAAAUUACAGUCCCCUCUCUUCCGGGAUGCAGCGCUGCGCACGCUGUACGCUGCGCUCGAGCCGCUCGCGCGAUUCUCCGCCAGCUGUGCGCGGUUGAGUGCUGUGCGUGCAGUCGACAUCCAGUAUGUCUGUGAGAACACUUCGCCCGAUUCAGCAGUGAGGCGAUUGCUCUUCGAUGCCGUAGCCGCCCACUGGAGACAAGUCGAAGUCCUCAACAUUGGGGACGCUAUGGAUCUUGAUCCUCCGUUCUCCUCGUCUCCGUCUCUCUCCACCGCCACAACAACCACCUGGCUCGAUAUCUACAACAACCACGCCGAUUUCCGGGUGCGGCUCGCCAACAGUCUGAAAGUCGCGGACGUUCUGCGCGGCGAUAUGUUGCGCCCUGUGGAGGACUAUUUG